Daktulosphaira vitifoliae (grape phylloxera) is the source of this 585-nucleotide messenger RNA. Its product is annotated as Golgi-associated plant pathogenesis-related protein 1-like. The record is from RefSeq and is a predicted model, not a curated record. The coding region runs from base 1 to 585 and encodes 194 amino acids. Lineage: Eukaryota; Metazoa; Arthropoda; Insecta; Hemiptera; Phylloxeridae. The transcript is spliced from 5 exons.
AUGCAUAUUCAUGAUGAAAAUGAAAUAAAAACUGUAGUUAAAUCAUCUUUAACCAGACAUAAUUAUUACAGAAAAAUUCAUUCAGUUGCAUUAUUAACAAAAUCUGAAAAGCUUAAUGAUUACAGUCAAAAUUGGGCAAAUCAUUUGGCUAAAAAAGACAAAAUGUAUCAUAAUCCCAAAAAUAAAGAUUAUGGGGAAAAUAUUUAUUAUAUAUAUUCAACAGAAGUCAUUACUGAUGUUGGAAAAGAUGCAGUAGAUGCAUGGUACAGCGAGAAAGAAUAUUUUGAUUUUGGAUGGAAUGAAGAUGAUAUGUCAAAAGCUAAAAAAGCAUAUCAUUUAACUCAGCUUAUUUGGAAAGAGAGCAUUGAUCUAGGAACUGGCAUGGCUAAAAGCUCUUCCGGUAAAAUAUUUGUUGUUUCUAAUUAUUUUCCUCCAGGCAAUGAAAUUGGCAGUUUUAGGAGUAACAUUUAUCCUCCAAGCAUAAAUAAAGCUUGCAAUUUAAUUGCUAUCAAACAUUCUUUGGAAGUAAUUUCAAUUACGAUUUUGAUAUUAUUUAAAUCAGCAACUAUUUUCGGACUUGAAUGA